ACUCCAUCAUUGUAAAGUGUGAGUAUCCACGUUAAGAUUGUUUUAAAUAAUUUAGACACAAAACAAUGUUUUGUAAAUUUAUUAUUGUCUCAGUAGGAAAUCAAUCUUAUAGUCAGAUAUUUAGUGACAUUUUCAGUGAUAUUGUUUUUUAAACACGUGUUUAAAUUAUAAGUAUAUACUUAUUCGUAAUAGUGUAGUGAAUAAAACUGAGCCGAAUUGUGCACCUAUUAAAUACGUAUUAACUUUUUAAAAACUGUGCUCGUGAGUGAACGGACAUUCAAAAUAUGAAAUGAAAAUUUGGGAAUUAAAUAAUUUCUUUUAAUUGUACAUACCAACCAUGACGUGUCUGGACCUCCCCUGCUCUGCCUCGAGCGCAGCUGGAGUCACCUUCGCGAAUGCUGUCCAGCAAAUCUUUGCUGCCCAGUGCCUGAUCACUGAGGACUGGCCGGCUGAUAGUCUUCAUAGGGUCAAGGAUGGCGAUAGUUUUGACUUCAUCGUCGUGGGCGCAGGUGCAGCAGGCUCUAUUGUUGCGAACAGGCUGAGCCAGGUCGAUGGUUGGAAGGUGCUUCUCAUUGAGGCCGGCGGAGAUCCACCAAUAGAGGCUAUUAUUCCCUUCUUCUCUGGAGCUACUCAUCACUCGGAUCAAGUAUGGCAAUAUUACACAGAAUUUGAUGAAAAUACCAACAGAGGCUCUCGCAAUGGUAGAUCCUUCUGGCCUCGAGGAAGGAUGCUAGGAGGCACAGGUUCCAUCAAUGGUAUGCUGCACAUGACUGGUGUCUCUGGGGAUUAUGCUCCUUGGCACUUGGAGGAAGACGAUGGUUGGGAUUGGGCUUCAAUCAAGAAAUAUCUGAAGAAGAGCGAGAAAAUUAUGGAUCCCUUCAUUAUUGACAAUCCAGAACUGCUAAAGCAUUAUGGCACUGAUGGAGAGUUUAUUAUUAACCAGUUAAAUUAUACUCAUACGGAUAUAGCAGAAAAGUUGUCUGAGGGAUAUAAUGAAAUGGGUUUGAGGUGGAUUGAUAACUUCAAUGGAGACACUCUUUUAGGGGUUGGUAAAGUAAGAGGAGCGCAAAAUAAAGGACGCAGAGUCAGCACUGCUACUGCGUUUCUAAAUCCUAUUAAAGAUCGUGAAAAUUUAUUUGUUUUGAAGAACACUUUUGUUAAUAAAAUAGUAAUUGAAGAUAACAAGGUUAGAGGUGUUCAGGUAACUCUCAGUAAUGAUAAAGAAGCAACGUUUUUGUCUACAAAAGAAGUAAUUGUCAGUGGAGGAGCUGUUAAUACUCCAGUUUUGCUUAUGUUGUCUGGUAUUGGGCCUAGAGAACACUUAGAAGAAAUGGGAAUUAAAGUUUUAUCAGAUUUGAGAGUCGGAGAGAAUUUGUUAGAUCAUGUACGAAUUGCAUUUCCAGUUACAAUCAAUACUGGAGCUGAACCUAAACCUGAUGAUUUUUGGGCUAAAGCCGCAGUGCAGUACUUAAUGGAUCAAACUGGCCCUUAUUCCUUUAACUACAAUCAACCUAACAUAAAUGCUUUCUUAGCAACAUAUAAUAAACAAAAGAUGCCUGAUGUUCAAAUUGACCACAACUACUUCGUUCCAAAAACCCCGUCUCUUUAUGAAACAUGCUCUGAUAUUAUGAAUUAUAAUGAUGAAAUUUGCAAGCAAAUAGAAGAGUUUAAUCAAAGUGAAUUGAUAUUAUUCUUCGUGUCGUUAUGCAGACCAUACUCUACAGGUUAUAUUCUGCUCCGUAGCACGAAACCUCGUGAUUUCCCAAAGAUUUACUCCAAAUACUUUUCUGACGAACGCGACGUUGAAACAUAUUUGAAAGCUUUGAAACGUGUCGCAAAAAUCGUUGACACGCCUACCUUCCAAGCGAUAAAUGCAACAUUGAAAAGAAUCAACUUCAAGGAUUGUGAUGACUACAAAUUUACCAGUGACGACUACUGGCUUUGUAUGAUGAAGGUGAUGACAUACAAUGUGUAUCAUCCUGCUGGCACUGCGAAAAUGGGUACUACAGAUGAUGCUACAGCUGUAGUCGAUAGUAGACUUCGGGUGUUUGGUAUUGAAGGCCUAAGAGUAGUGGAUGCCAGCGUGAUGCCAACUAUGACAAGUGUUAACAUCAAUGCUGCGGUAAUGAUGAUCGCAGAAAGGGCGUCAGAUUUCAUCAAAGAAGACCAUAACAUGUUGUAUUCUAGGGAUGAGUUGUAAGAGUUGAGUGCUAAUUUUGUUGUUUUGUUAUUUAGAGUACUAUUAAUUGAAGACUAAUAAUUAAUAGUGAUAAUUCUGCGGUAAUAAUUUAAAACAACCUGUUUGAAAUUAAUUUCAAACGUUAUUAGAGAUUCAAAUAGGUAUUCAGAUACCUUUACUACUCUGUAAUAACUUCGUCUAUUCUAAAGGACUAUUAAUUAAAGACUAUAUUAAGUG
Messenger RNA from Plodia interpunctella (Indianmeal moth), 2416 nucleotides. Its product is annotated as ecdysone oxidase-like. The transcript is spliced from 4 exons. NCBI's taxonomy places the organism in Eukaryota, Metazoa, Arthropoda, Insecta, Lepidoptera, Pyralidae. The coding region runs from base 338 to 2200 and encodes 620 amino acids. Gene Ontology annotation, molecular function: flavin adenine dinucleotide binding; oxidoreductase activity, acting on CH-OH group of donors. The record is from RefSeq and is a predicted model, not a curated record.